AUGGCCACGAGCGAAAAAGACGCGCUUCCGCACGCCGUCAGCUCACCCGAGCAUUCGCUGACGGACAGCAACACGCUCGAUCUCCCAAAGUCAUGGAUGUACCGGCGCAUCACCGUCGCCGGCUUCAAGCUGCCAUGGUUUGCCUCGCCACCCAUUCAGCUCGUCAUCGUCUCCUUCGUCUGCUUCAUGUGCCCAGGCAUGUUCAACGCUCUGAACGGCAUGGGCGGCGGAGGCCAGCUUGACCCGACCGCCAACAACCGGGCCAACACGGCUUUGUACUCGACUUUUGCUGUUGUCGGUUUCUUCGCAGGAACCUUUACCAACAAGCUCGGAAUCCGCACUGCUUUGUCUUUUGGCGGUGUUGGCUACUCCGUAUAUGUGGCUUCUUAUCUCUGCUACAACCACACCCAGAACCUAGGAUUUACUACUUUUGCCGGUGCAUUGCUCGGUGUGUGCGCUGGUCUGCUCUGGUGUGCCCAGGGAGCCAUUAUGAUGUCCUAUCCUCCAGAGGCUUCAAAGGGUCGCUACAUUUCGUGGUUUUGGAUGAUCUUCAAUCUGGGUGCCGUUAUUGGCAGCUUGAUUCCGCUAGGCCAGAACAUUCACACUAAGACUGCCGGUACCGUCAACGACGGUACUUACGUAGGCUUCCUUGUUCUGACCAUCAUCGGCGCCGCCCUCGCCUGGAUCAUGGUUGACGCCAAAGAUGUCAUCCGUGCUGAUGGGUCAAAGGUCAUCGUGAUGAAGCACCCCUCGUGGAAGUCGGAGAUUGUUGGUCUCUGGCAGACCUUCUUCACCGACGCGUACAUCAUCUUGUUGUUUCCCAUGUUUUUGGCCUCCAACUGGUUCUACACGUACCACUUCACCGAGAUCAACGCUGCGUACUUUAAUGUCCGCACGCGAGCCCUCAAUGGCGUUGUCUACUACAUCAUGCAAAUUGUUGGCGCUUACAUCUUUGGUUAUGCCCUUGACAUCAAGGGCGUCCGCCGAACCACGCGUGCCAAGAUGGCAUGGGGUGCGCUCUUCGGGACCAUUAUGAUCAUCUGGGGGUUCGGCUACAUGUUCCAGAAGACAUACGACCGUGCCUGGGCCGAAAACGAGAACAACGAGAAGAAGGAUUGGUCUGACCCCGGUUACGCUGGUCCUUUUGUUCUCUACAUGUUCUACGGAUUCUCCGAUGCCGCUUGGCAAACCUCGGUCUACUGGUUCAUGGGUGCUUUGACCAACAACAGCCGAAAGCUCGCAAACUUUGCUGGCUUCUACAAGGGAAUCCAGUCUGCCGGUGGCGCUAUUACCUGGCGUUUGGAUGAUAUUAAAAUCAGCUACAUGACCAUGUUCGCGACCAACUGGGGGCUUCUUGCGGGAAGCUUGAUCAUCGCCCUUCCCGUUAUUCUCUGGAAAGUCGAGGAUACUGUUGCCGUCGAGAAGGAUCUUGAGUUCACAGACGAGUCGCUUGCGGAUGUGACUCCAAAGGCUCACAUACGUAAUCAUUCGAAUGACACGGCGGAAAAGGUAUAA
Molecule: messenger RNA, 1515 nt
Organism: Pyrenophora tritici-repentis Pt-1C-BFP
Lineage: Eukaryota; Fungi; Ascomycota; Dothideomycetes; Pleosporales; Pleosporaceae
Product: MFS-1 multi-domain protein
Source: RefSeq, a predicted model, not a curated record